Messenger RNA from Paramecium sonneborni, 1497 nucleotides. The record is from the annotation of a GenBank genome assembly. Lineage: Eukaryota; Ciliophora; Oligohymenophorea; Peniculida; Parameciidae.
UCUCAUUAAAAGACAUAAUGCCACCUCAGCAUUCACAACAUAAUCCACUAUCAAAGAUAAAGUUUAAGAUUAGUAAGAAGGUGGAAUCUCUUUGUCAAUGUAAUUAGAAAAGUUGUUUAAUUUGUGCUCGAAAAAGAUCAUCCUCUAUGUUAAAUAUAAAAAAUUCGUUGGUGGUUGAUGAAAGUUCUCCUGUUUCUAAGAGAACAGUUGAUCAGAAAGCCAUUUUAGUGUAAUAAGCUGUAGUCUCAAAAUAAAUAUCAAGAUAACAAUCAAAUCAUGUCAUACAUCACAGUUAUUAUAGUGGGAAAUAAAUCAAUAAUACUACUUCAACUACAAUGGUUAAUAAUUCUCGGACAAGAAAGACAUCUCUUGAAUCUUCACCUCCUAAAGAAAAUGGUAAAGUAAUUAAAAUAUAUAUAGUAAUCGGAAGACAUUCUUUCAAAUUUCUAUAUGUAAUUGGAAAAGGUGGAUUUGGAAAAGUUUGGAGAGUUGAAAUGAAAGCUAAUCGAUAAGAAUAUGCACUAAAAGAAAUGCUAAAAUCAAAGUAACUUCAAUAUUUAAUUAUUAUUAGAAUCAUCUCAAAAAGGUCUGUUAAUUCUGUGAUGAAUGAAAAAUAUUUACUCGAACAUCUCAAACAUCCUUUUAUUGUUAAUAUGCAUUAUGCAUAUUAAGAUAGAGAGAACCUAUAUCUUGUAUUAGAUUUAUUAAGAGGAGGAGAUCUAAGAUAUCAUAUAGGUAGAAAUACUAAAUUCUCUGAAGAAUAAACAAGUAUCUUUUAAUUAUUAUUUUUUAGAAUUUUUUGUAUGUUGUAUUUUAUUAGCACUUUAAUAUUUACAUUAAAAUGGCAUAAUUCAUAGAGAUGUAAAGCCUGAAAAUCUUGUCUUUGAUAAGGAUGGAUUUUUAAGAUUAACAGAUUUAGGAGUUGCUAGAUUAAAUAAAGAUUCUACUGCUAGUGAUACUUCUGGAACUCCUGGUUAUAUGGCUCCAGAAGUUAUGUGUAGAUUAGAUCAUUCAUUCCCUGUUGAUUAUUAUGCAUUAGGAGUUAUUGCAUAUGAAUUAUUACUUGGCAAAAGACCAUAUAAUGGAAAGAAUAGAUAAGAAAUUAGAGAUCAGAUCUUAGCUAAAUAAGUUUAAAUUAAAGAUGAAAGAUUCUCUCAUAAGGCCUAAGAUUUUAUUAAUAGAGUAACAUUUAUUGUAUAUUUAAUUUUAGCUACUUAUCAGAAAACCCUAAUAAAGAUUAGGUCAUAAUGGUAUUGAAGAAAUUUUUGAACAUUAAUGGCUCAAAGGAUAUCCUUGGGGCAAAUUAAUCAACAAGGAAAUUAAGUCAUAAUAUGUUCCUGGAGUAUAUAUUUUUUUUAGUCUUUUUUUAAGAGUAUAGAUGGAAAUUUCGAUUUUCAAAGUUAGAUCUCUGCUGAUAGUGAACCCCAAGAAGAUGCAGCUUCUCUUAUCAGACGAAAAAGUGUUUAAUGCUUAUUUGAAGGAUACAAAUUUCAAUGA